AUGAAAACAUAUUGGCUUGUCGGAAAGAAAGAGAUCAAGGAACAAGAUCUGUCCAAAUGCCCCUUCAUCUCUAUAAUGGAAGAAGAAGUCAGAAGUCGCAACAGAGAUGAAAAGAUCGACUCUAGCAACAGUCGUCUGAAUAUGGAUGCCGGAUACCCAGUCUCGAGCAGUCCUCUUCCGUACUCGCCCGUUUCCUUCAAAGAUGUUUUGGAGGAAAGGAACAGCCCUGGAGGACGCAAGAUUUCUGCAGCUUCUGUGGAUGGCGAAGGGAAUCGUGCAGGCGCCAACAGAUUCCCGCGAGGAUCUAAAGAUCUCCCUCCUGGUUGUCCGUUUGCUAUGGGUCUGUUUGGUGACCUUCCUUCUGGUGAUUCGGCUCCAAAAGAUUCAGAAAAGCAAUCUCCUGGAAAAAAAAACUUCGACAAGGGUUCGCCAGUAAAAAAAAAGUCCCCGGACAUCCCCCACGUCUCAGCCGAAAAGAACAGUAGCGCCAUCACGUCAAAACUGCCAGCAAUUGCCGUCACUCAGUCGCAAUCUACCCUGAAGACUUCAAACCCACAACCAACUUCUAAAAAUGAGCGUAACGCUAACAACAACAAAAUCAUCAAAACUUCACCAACGUUGAAAGAUAUUAUUAUAGCACAGUCUGUGACAUCCUCAAAACCACCAGUCAUAGACCUAAAAACACAUUUUCCAGUUAAACAUUUGACAGAUGUUAUUCAUCCGUCGCAACCGGUAACGCAAAAUAAUCACACUCAGCAGCCGAAAGCAAUAGACUCGUCAUUUAGAACAACGUUAAACAAUUCUGUGCCAUCGAAAGACAAAAGUACGUCUUACCUAAAAAUCCAUCCAUCCCAAUGUUAUACUGAAUACCAUUUUUUUUUAAUUCUAGCUAUAUUUAGCUUUGUAAUUUGCAUAUCUUAG
Molecule: messenger RNA, 921 nt
Organism: Candidula unifasciata
Lineage: Eukaryota; Metazoa; Mollusca; Gastropoda; Stylommatophora; Geomitridae
Source: the annotation of a GenBank genome assembly